AUGAGUGAAAUCAAUGAGUCCCUGAUAGAAGCUCCGCUGAAAGCCUUACUUGAAGAUGUAUUAUUCUGCUUGGAAGGCUAUUUGGAGGGUUAGAGUGACUUGAAAUUAAUUGAAAAUCAAUUAAAAGAUUAUGAUACAUUACCAGGACUAGUUAAAAUCAUAGCCAAUGUAUUCAAGACUUUGAUGAAGAAAGUCGAGAAAAAAAUCUCCCUUCUGAAACUUAAUCCUAAUGAUAAUAGUUCUAAUCGAAGCUAUCAUGCAGAAGAGGAGUAUGAUAAAUUAGAAUAGAUUAUAUAAAAAUAUGAAGCCGAGAUCAGAGGACACAUUAGCUUCUUUUAGAUCGAAUAAUAGCUUAAACUUUAUAAUGACAGUUUGUUGUAGAAGAUAGAAGACCUAGAAAAGUCCCAAAAUGAAACAAUAGAAUAAUUAAAUAAAAAAAUUUAUGACUUAAAAAAGGAUCUCGGAAAAUCCACAGAGAGCCAUCGAUAGUUAAUAAAGGAGAAUCAAUAAUUACGAGAAUCUGUAGAUCACUAACACAUUGUACAUACAGAUAGUGAAGUCAACGGUAGAAUGAAAGAUAAAAAGUAAUUUGAGAUAAAUUUAUUAGUUUUGUCAUUCAGACCACAAAUUAAGAAGAGCUGA
Messenger RNA from Paramecium tetraurelia, 642 nucleotides. RefSeq lists its product as uncharacterized. NCBI's taxonomy places the organism in Eukaryota, Ciliophora, Oligohymenophorea, Peniculida, Parameciidae. The transcript has 4 exons. The record is from RefSeq and is a predicted model, not a curated record.